Molecule: messenger RNA, 768 nt
Organism: Epinephelus moara (kelp grouper)
Lineage: Eukaryota; Metazoa; Chordata; Actinopteri; Perciformes; Serranidae
Exons: 6
Coding region: 1-768 (255 amino acids)
Source: RefSeq, a predicted model, not a curated record
AUGGAGAGGACACCGACUGAAUACCGGCCCCGCCCUUACUUCACAUCCAUAGAGAGGCGACGGGGAGAGAAAUACACCGAAAACAAGCCGCUGGUCACUGGGAAUAAAGGCCUCAUAUGUCCGCUGACUGAGCCGUCGGUGUCUCUGUCGGUGCUCGGCUCGGUGCGCAGUGAUGCUCGCGCUAGGAUGCAGGGAGGCUGCGCGGAGGAGCUCGCGAUGAGACUGGACAAAGAUGGCGUAGGAGACAGACGAGUCACUCCGCAGGGGGAAAAAAGGAUGGUGGAAUAUUACCAAGUGCACGGGGGCGAAAACGGAGGAAAGAUGAGGAGGAGAAGAAAGCCAAGUAUAGAGGAGCAACAGGCACAACCAGCUCUGCUGCUACACCACAGCCUGCAGACACCCCAUCAGCCUCAACAAGCUCAGAUGUCCACAAGACCAUCAGGUGAGCACCCAUUGAUCCUGCUGACUGGCCAGCCCUGUCUGACACGUCUGUCUCCCUGUGGCAGGUUUGUCAUCAUGUCCGUCUCCUGCAGAGCUGAGGUCGAUGUGAGGGUCACGAUUCCAUCCUGUUUCAGUCUUGAUCCUGAAGAACAGUCUCAGUUCUACGACAGCUGGGCAGAAAACUAUGAACAGGAUCAGACCCUGAUAAGCUACAGAGGACCACACCUGGCAGUGGACUUCCUGUCUGAGAACUUCUCUGGGAGUCCUGAAGAAGCUCGGGCUCUGGACGUCUCCUGUGGGACCGGAUGGGUCGCUAAACUGGUUUGA